This is a messenger RNA of Impatiens glandulifera, 1081 nucleotides long. Its product is annotated as derlin-1-like. The record is from RefSeq and is a predicted model, not a curated record. Gene Ontology annotation, molecular function: misfolded protein binding; ubiquitin-specific protease binding. Gene Ontology annotation, biological process: endoplasmic reticulum unfolded protein response. The transcript has 7 exons. Gene Ontology annotation, cellular component: endoplasmic reticulum membrane; Hrd1p ubiquitin ligase ERAD-L complex. The coding region runs from base 184 to 1026 and encodes 280 amino acids. NCBI's taxonomy places the organism in Eukaryota, Viridiplantae, Streptophyta, Magnoliopsida, Ericales, Balsaminaceae.
UUUCCCUUGGAAUUUUCACCGGCCCUUGAUCAUAUGAUCAUGACAGCUUCAUUUAUGUAAUAUUCUAUGAUAGCUCCCUCAAUAUUAAUUAUAUCAUGAAACCAUUCAUCAAUAACCCUUUUUCCAUUGCUCCCGUAAUUGGCAGCUUCAUCAUCACUAGUGUGAUCAAUACUUACUCCAAAAAUGUCUACUCCUAUGCAAUACUUCAACGAUCUUCCUCCGGUGUCCAAGACCUAUGUUGUUAUCUGCUUUAUGACAUCGGCGGCUAAUUAUUUGAAUCUUUACCACUAUACGAUCAUAGGGCUUUACUAUGCAGAUGUUGUCAAGCGUUUUCAGGUUUGGAGACUGAUUACCAACUUCUUUUUCUUGGCGCCCUUCUCGUUUACCUUUGCCUUUCGGAUUCUACUAGUACUAAGGCAUGGUGUUCAACUGGAGAGGAGUACAUAUGACAAGAGAACUGCAGAUUUCUUAUGGAUGUUUAUCUUUGGAGCCAUCUCUCUUUUGGCCAUGUCCAUUGUUCCUUUCCUGUGGUCACCCUUCAUGGGCGCCUCCUUGGUUUUCAUGAUUGUAUACAUUUGGUCACGCGAAUUCCCUAAUGCCCGACUUAAUAUACACGAUCUUUUUGAACUCAAGGGGUUUUAUUUGCCUUGGUACAUGCUUGCAGUAGAUCUGGUUCUUGGAAAUCCUUUAAAACCAGAUAUACUUGGAAUGGCUGCAGGCCAUUUGUAUUAUUUCUUGACAGUUCUCUAUCCUCUUUCUACCGGAAGAAACAUUUUCAAGACUCCUCUAUGGGUUCACAAGCUGGUGGUCUUUUGGGGAGAAGGAAUUCAAAUGAAUACAACUCAGAACAAUGUCUCUUCGUCGGGAACUUCUUUCCAAGGAAGAGGCCGACGUUUGGAUGGGGGGAGACCAAGCAACGUCGGGCCUCAAGAAAGACCCGACAGUCCGGCCCGACAGCAGCCCAAUCAAACGGAUGCUCAUCUCAUCUUUCGUGGGAAAAGCCGUCGACUAGGCGCUGGACGUUAAUAAUGUCCUAUGUUAUGUCUCUCAUUUAUUAUGAAUAAAACCUAAGUUUCUAUAG